CUUUCGUUUCUUUUUGCUGUCAGCAACGAAUUCGCCCGGGUGGUAGCCGAGGAGUACCUCAAAUUCUUCGACUUCAAUCAGCGGCCACUGGAUGCCGCCCUGCGCAUGUUCCUGCACCGGUUCUGCCUGAUCGGCGAGACGCAGGAGCGGGAGCGCGUGCACGUGCACUUCUCCAAGCGCUACCUCGACGCCAACCCGGGAGCCUUCAAGUCGCAGGAUGCGGUGCACACGCUGACUUGCGCGCUGAGGCUCCUCAACACGGACCUGCACGGAGAGAAUAUUGGCCACAAGAUGACCUGCCUGGAGUUUGUAGAGAACUUGGCGGAGCUCAACGAAGGCGAGAACUUCCCCAAAGACGUGCUCAAGGCCUUGUACAUGUCCAUCAAGACGGCACCUCUUGAGUGGGCUGUGGACGACUCUGAACAAGACGGUACUUCCUCUCAAGAUAAUCAGUCCAAUGCGUCUGAAGCCAGGCCUGCGGGAUUCAUUGGCCACAACCCAUUCUUGGAGGUCCCCAACCCGAACUGUGCUACGGAGUACAAGAAAGGUUACGUGAUGCGCAAGUGCUGCUUGGAUCCGGGAGGCAAAAGAACUCCCCUGGGAAAGCGUGGCUGGAAGAUGUUCUGUGCAACGCUACGGGAUCUUGUACUCUAUCUGCACAAGGAUGAACAAGGAUUUCGCAAGAAUCAGCUGUAUGAAAGCCUGCAUAACUCUAUUCGAAUCCAUCAUUCAUUGGCCACCAAGGCAACAGACUACACCAAGAAGCAGCAUGUGUUCCGACUACAGACAGCAGACCAGGCAGAAUACCUCUUUCAAACAGGCGAUGCCAAGGAACUGCAGAGCUGGGUAGACACACUCAACUUUGUGACUGCCAGCCUGUCAGCGCCACCCCUUGCCGGUGCAGUAGGCAGCCAGAAAAGGUUCCAGCGGCCCUUGCUUCCUGUCAGCCACACCAAGCUAAACCUGAGGGAACAGCUGACAGAUCACGAGAAUCGUAUUGUGUGGCUGGAGAAGGAACUGGAGGAGCAUGUGGCAAACGCUCCCGAGAAAGGAGCCAAGUCUCGUGCAGUGGCGGAGUUCGUCGAAAAAGAAAAUUUCCUCCAGUGUGAGUUGAGGAGAUACCGCACUUACGCCUACCUGCUACGCUCCAAGAUGGCCCAGUACCCCGAGCUGGUACCAGCCCUCGUCGAAAUGAGCAUCGGCGAGGUGGACGAACCCGACCAGAACCACAGCAGCGGUAACGGCGGCGGUGCUUGCGUUCUGGGCCCACCCUCCUCCCUCUCCUCCUCUCCCCCACGGACUAAGCACCAUGCGGGUGUCCAGAAGGGCACGCUGCUAACGGGGAUGCCGGGACCCACUUCGAGCUCCCCUCGCAGUUCCCCCACCCGAACCAAGAGGCCCACACAAGACCGCCUCAGCUACCGAACGGCGGUCCAGAAAGGAAACGACUUUAUCGCAUAGCUCGUCGUCGUCGUCGUCAUCGUCGUUUCCCCACUGCGACAGAGCUAGAAGCCCCUUCUCGUGGCAUUACCUAACGUCGUCCUUCGAGGCCGGCAACCCCUAGCGGAGGUUUGUAUUGAAAGAGAGCUUCGAGGCGUUCCUUCAAUCUGGAGCCGAGGCCGGGAAAUCAGAAUCUGACUUGCGAAGCUCGUUGUGCACGACGCGUCUGUCAAGCGCAGUUCUUGAAAUGUUGAGACUUGCAACUGCGGAAGCUAGACCACGGGAAAGCGCUGAAAUUCCCGCAAUAUUUAUCUUUCUAGGUUGAGAUUUAAUCGAGAGUGUGAACGGACGACGGAGACGGUAAUUUUCUAGGUUUCCGAGUCAGCUCGUGGCGAUGCCUCGAG
Messenger RNA from Ixodes scapularis (black-legged tick), 1844 nucleotides. RefSeq names its product PH and SEC7 domain-containing protein. Gene Ontology annotation, biological process: regulation of ARF protein signal transduction. Gene Ontology annotation, molecular function: phospholipid binding; guanyl-nucleotide exchange factor activity; protein binding. The transcript has 10 exons. Lineage: Eukaryota; Metazoa; Arthropoda; Arachnida; Ixodida; Ixodidae. The record is from RefSeq and is a predicted model, not a curated record. The annotation marks the transcript as partial.